Lottia gigantea (owl limpet) is the source of this 429-nucleotide messenger RNA. RefSeq lists its product as hypothetical. The record is from RefSeq and is a predicted model, not a curated record. Gene Ontology annotation, cellular component: transcription factor TFIID complex. Lineage: Eukaryota; Metazoa; Mollusca; Gastropoda; Lottiidae. Bases 1 to 429 code for a protein of 142 amino acids. Gene Ontology annotation, molecular function: protein heterodimerization activity. The transcript is spliced from 2 exons.
AUGGCUUCUGAAUAUUGCAGAAGUGUUUUAAGAAUUUCUGUUGCUCAGAUAUGUCAGAAUCUGGGAUGGAAUUCAACACAGACUACCCCAUUAGAGCUCUUAACAGAUGUUUUGGAAAGAUAUGUUUUUGAACUUGGAAAUGUAUCACAUCGUUACUGUGAACAAUUUGGAAGAACUGAGGUUAAUUUAGAUGAUGUUGGUCUUGCUUUUCAACAAAUGAGUGUUAGUUUAGAGGAGUUGACAGAAUAUAUAAAUCAUGUGGAACCAAUCCCAUUUGCCAAAGAAACUGUUGCAUUUCCAGCACCAAAACGGAAUAACUUACAAUUCUCAAAUCCAAGAAGUAGAGAAAUCUUGCAGCACAGAGAAGAACAUGUUCCAGCAUAUCUACCUCAUAUGUUUCCUGGGGGAAAAGGUUUGUUGGCUAUAUAA